This is a messenger RNA of Bombina bombina (fire-bellied toad), 2089 nucleotides long. It is a transcript of the gene TREH, whose product is annotated as trehalase. Gene Ontology annotation, molecular function: alpha,alpha-trehalase activity. Gene Ontology annotation, biological process: trehalose catabolic process. The transcript has 15 exons. The coding region runs from base 104 to 1837 and encodes 577 amino acids. NCBI's taxonomy places the organism in Eukaryota, Metazoa, Chordata, Amphibia, Anura, Bombinatoridae. The record is from RefSeq and is a predicted model, not a curated record.
UCUAAGCCCUUUCUGGCAGGAAGUGAGUUAACCUUUUCAUGUAUCCACGCCUGCUGCCUUUUAACCACUGCCUAGUUCUGCAUCCAUCAGUUGCGGGCACACAAUGGGGUGGUCAGGUUGGUGUCUGGCAUUUUCUGUGAUCUUCUGUGGCUUUCCAUGGGCUGUUUUAAAUGCAGAUCUGCCGCCUCCAUGUGACAGUGACAUUUAUUGUAAGGGUGACCUGCUCCAUCAAGUUCAGCUCGCAAAGCUUUUUAAUGAUGACAAACACUUUGUCGACAUGGAUCUCCGAAACUCAUCAGAGGUGGUCUUGAGGGAGUUCACAACACUUAAUACUUCUGAGGGAGGUCGGGUGCCUAAGGAAAAGUUAAAACAAUUUGUUGAGACCUACUUCAAUCCUCCCGGGACAGAAUUUGAACCUUGGAACCCCCCAGAUUGGCAUGAAAAUCCUAGCAUCUUGAAGAACAUCUCUGAUUCUAACUUGCGGAACUUUGCCGUAGAACUUCAUGCCCUUUGGAAAUCUUUAGGGCGGAAGAUCAAAGACGAGGUGAGGAUCCAUCCAGAUCUGCACUCACAAAUCUUUGUUCCAAAUGCAGUGAUUGUACCAGGGGGUCGCUUCAGAGAGUUCUACUACUGGGAUUCUUAUUGGGUGAUUAAUGGGCUGCUCCUAUCUGAGAUGAAGGACACGGCAAGAGGAAUGAUAGAAAACUUUUUAUAUAUGGUAGAACGAUUUGGUCUUAUUCCCAAUGGUGGGCGGGUUUAUUACCUGAGAAGAAGCCAACCACCAUUCCUCACUCUGAUGAUGGACAGCUAUAUGGAAAAAUAUAAGAACCUCACUUUUCUAAGAAAUAGCAUAGAUAUCCUUGAGAAAGAGUAUGACUUCUGGAUGACAAAUCGAAGUGUGACAGUGAAUUUGCAAGGAAAAAUACACACUCUAAACCGUUACCAUGUACCUGUGGAUGGACCAAGGCCAGAAUCUUAUUCUGAUGACUAUGAGCUGGCUGAGAACCUCACAUCAGACUCUCGUCAGUCUCUUUGGACUGAGCUCAAAGCAGCUGCUGAGUCAGGAUGGGAUUUUUCCUCUCGCUGGUAUAACGGAUCAAGUACAGAGCUCAAGGACACAAGAACCAGCUUGGUGAUCCCUGUGGAUCUAAAUGCUAUCUUAUGCAGAGUAGAGAGAACCCUGGCCAAAUUCUAUCAAGAACUUGGUAUGCCAGAAAAGGAGACACGUUUCCGCUCUGCUCUAGAUGCCCGACACCAAGCCAUUCAAACAGUAUUGUGGGAUGAGGAUUGGGGUAUCUGGCUUGACUUCAAUAGGGAUACUCAGACCAGAAACCCAAACUUUUACCCAACUAACCUAGCUCCUCUAUGGGCUGCAUGUUACUCCAACCCUGGACUUGUGGAUAAAGUGGUGUCAUACUUGGAGAACAGCAAAGCUUUAUCCUAUAAGAAUGGGAUUCCCACUUCUCUCACCAACUCAGGACAACAAUGGGAUUUUCCAAAUGCCUGGCCUCCCUUACAGCAUAUAGUUAUUGAAGGGCUAGCUAUCUCAGGGUCCACAAGAGCUCAAGAUCUUGCAUUUUCUUUGGCACAGAACUGGGUUAGAAGCAAUUAUGCAGCCUAUAGGGAAUACAAGGCCAUGUUUGAGAAGUAUAAUGUAGAAGGAGAUGGAAAGCCAGGUGGAGGAGGAGAGUAUGAAGUACAGUUGGGCUUCGGCUGGACAAAUGGAGUCAUCUUUCAACUUCUGGACAAAUAUGGAUCCCGUCUUACCUCUGAUUGUGCUCAUUACCCCACAAUCUCUCUACCUUUGCUUAUAAUUUCCCUCUUUAUCAUAAUGUAAUGCCCCCCCCCUGUUGUUUCUUCUCAUGUGCCUUAAAUAUUCUUCUUUUUUAGAAAUCAGUUUUUCAGAAUGUGCAUUCAUUUGCAGGUCUCUGGUUGUUUAUUGUCUUCAAUUUGAAUUUUUCCUCUCUGUUUGACUUAUGAAUUCCAUAAUACUACUGCUUGUCAUUAAAAGUGUAUAUGAAUUAUACUGUUUUAGCAUACAAAACAACUGUGAUAUACUUGCUAAAUAAACACUUAACCUGCAGACUCA